This is a messenger RNA of Drosophila novamexicana, 436 nucleotides long. It is a transcript of the gene mRpL55, whose product is annotated as 39S ribosomal protein L55, mitochondrial. The record is from RefSeq and is a predicted model, not a curated record. Bases 112 to 435 code for a protein of 107 amino acids. Gene Ontology annotation, cellular component: mitochondrial large ribosomal subunit. NCBI's taxonomy places the organism in Eukaryota, Metazoa, Arthropoda, Insecta, Diptera, Drosophilidae. Gene Ontology annotation, biological process: translation. The transcript is spliced from 2 exons. Gene Ontology annotation, molecular function: structural constituent of ribosome.
AUAUUUUUUUUUUCUGAUGUUAACAACUGGUCACACUCAUCGUAAACAAGUUUUGGGAAGCAAUUGCUGUAAAUCCGCAUAAAAAUAUUUGCUUUUGCAUUAUUGGGUAAAAUGCUUAAGCUUUGUGUUCAAGGGUUACAACAUACGCGUGCCUUGUCCUCGGCCACUGCAUCGGUGACGCGGUUGCAUCGUUCUGUAUACUGCCGCAUUUAUCCGACGGUUGUGGUACAUCCGGACGGAUCCACUAUUAACAUUCGAUAUCAUGAGCCCCGCAAAAUAAUAAAACUGCCAUUGGAUCUGAGUACAUUGUCCGAUUUGGAGCGCAAGUCACGCUUAGAGGCCCGAAAGCCGCGAAAAAAAGUCAAGAUUAUGGAUGAAGUGGAGGAUAAUUUUAAUGCCAAAAAGUAUAUGAAAUAUAUAAAAAUGAACAAGUAAA